Messenger RNA from Encephalitozoon cuniculi GB-M1, 324 nucleotides. RefSeq lists its product as uncharacterized. The transcript has a single exon. The record is from RefSeq and is marked provisional. Bases 1 to 324 code for a protein of 107 amino acids. Gene Ontology annotation, molecular function: RNA polymerase II cis-regulatory region sequence-specific DNA binding. NCBI's taxonomy places the organism in Eukaryota, Fungi, Microsporidia, Unikaryonidae. Gene Ontology annotation, biological process: cell differentiation; regulation of transcription by RNA polymerase II.
AUGGAGGUUCAGGCUGUCCUUGGAAUGAUUUUGCUAUUCCACCCGGAAAGGUGCUCAAAGAAGCCGGGAGAAAAGGUUAGGAAAAGCGAAUUCCAGAAGGAGGUUCUCAAGAAGGUAUACCAAGCCACUCCAUAUCCAACGUGGGAAAAUAAGAUCGAUAUAGGGAUCCUGAUAUCCUUAUCUCCGAGAGCAGUCGAUAUAUGGUUUCAGAACAAAAGGCACAUUAACAAAGGGAAGAAUCAGGGCGUUGACGAGGCUGUCGAGUCGAGAACGAUCGACCUGCAGACAAUUAUGUCCAUCGUCGAGAGCACAUUAAGAUACUGA